This is a messenger RNA of Salmo salar (Atlantic salmon), 4863 nucleotides long. RefSeq names its product metallophosphoesterase domain-containing protein 1. Lineage: Eukaryota; Metazoa; Chordata; Actinopteri; Salmoniformes; Salmonidae. Gene Ontology annotation, molecular function: hydrolase activity. The record is from RefSeq and is a predicted model, not a curated record.
AUUUUCAUUGAGCUGUUCAUCCAACAGAAGGCUCCAGAACAUAUCAGGGAGAGGUGGAAAGAUACAGAGCUCGAGCACAUUCAGCACAAGAGGCGGGAGAUUAAGUGUUUCCGCGAGAGCCAAAGCGCAAACCAGGAGCACCACGCGCUGCACUUUCAAACAGACCAGCGCAACUCGCUAGCUGCUCCCCCUCCGCUGUCCGCUCCUCUAUCAGACCCACGGGACUUCACUGGUUCAUCCCUAACCCGACAGGCUCAUCUCAUCGGACCGGGAGACCGGGCGAACCCAGGAGUAGGGGGACACUGAGCCGGAGUUGGAGGGGGGACAUGCUCGCUCAGCAACCCAGCAGAGCUUCUCCACGGUGGGCCAAGCUGUGACAGAGGGCCUCUCUUCGGUGAGCCAACCCGCAACCCUGACCGCUCCAGCAGGCCUCACUCCCAGUCCUAACUACUGUGUGUGCCAGGACCAGGCCACCUCCAGCUCAGGCCAGACCACGUCUACCCCAGGCCAGCCCAGAGUGGGUCAGCCCCAGCCCAACCCACCUCUUCCCCAGCCCAGUAGCGGCCCAGGCCCAGGCUCCAGAAGCAUGGCCUUCACCCUGUCAGAGAUCAUGGCUGCGCGGCGGCAGCAGCAGUCCCAGGCCCAGCGGGCGGCAGGCAGGGCGGCCGUGGAGGUGGAUGAAUACAGCACCAACCCCACCCAGGCCUUCACCUUCUACAACAUCAACCAGGGACGCUUCCAGCCCCCGCACGUACACAUGGUGGACCCCCUGCCCCACGACACUCCCAAGCCGCCAGGUUACACCCGUUUUGUGUGUAUCUCAGACACCCACUCCCGUACGGACGCCAUUCAGAUGCCCUAUGGAGACGUGUUCAUCCAUGCUGGAGACUUCACAGAGCUGGGCCUGCCCUCUGAGGUCAAGAAGUUCAAUGAUUGGCUAGGCACCUUGCCCUACGACAUAAAGAUAGUGAUUGCAGGGAACCAUGAGUUGACCUUUGACCAGGAGUUCAUGGCUGACCUGAUCAAGCAGGACUUUUACUACUUCCCGUCGGCCUCCAAGCUGAAACCAGAGAACUACGAGAACGUCCAGUCCCUGCUCACCAACUGUAUCUACCUGCAGGACUCAGAGGUCACCGUACGCGGCUUCCGCAUCUACGGCUCCCCCUGGCAGCCAUGGUACUAUGGCUGGGGGUUCAACCUGCCAAGAGGUCAGGCUCUGCUGGACAAGUGGAACCAGAUCCCCGACUCCACCGACAUACUGGUCACACACUGCCCCCCACUGGGGUUCCUGGACUGGGUUCCUAAGAAGAUGCAGCGGGUGGGCUGUAUGGAGCUGCUCAACACUGUCCAGAGGAGAGUACAGCCCAAGCUGCACGUGUUCGGACACAUCCACGAAGGUUAUGGUAUGAUGACAGACGGCACCACCACGUUCGUCAACGCCUCGGCCUGCACCGUCAACUUCCAGCCCAUGAACCCGCCCAUCGUCUUCGACCUGCCCAAUCCCACCAGGACCACAUGACUAGAGAAGCCCCGCCCUGCUGAGCCCCCCUCCAAUCAGGAGCCAAGUGGUGGGAAGGCAGAUAGGUGAGGGUGGUGGGCAGGUGUUGGUGGAGUACGGUAUAUAGUCAGGGCUCUAACGGAUGCUGUGUGUGUGUGUGUGUGUGUGUGUGUGUGUGUGUGUGUGUGUGUGUGUGUGUGUGUGUGUGUGUGUGUGUGUGUGUGUCCAAGUCUCUUACAGACGAUGUGUGUGUCUAAAGAGACGGGCGCUGUUGCCAAUCCUCACUUGGCAAAUCCAUCGAUGUUCUUUUAUAUCUGUCAUUCCUUUAUUUCAACAAAAGCUCUUACAAACUCGAAGGUAAGGCAAAAGACAGACCCCAGAUGCCUCGUCUAUCAUAUGAAUAUGUCAGCAUUAGUCUGUAAAUCUUCUGUUGCACUUCUACUGCACUGACAAUCUGGCCUGGCUGUCAGGUAGAGAAGAGGACAGGGGGAACUUUGUCUGCUGUGUCAUUGUUUUUCUCUCAGAAGAAGACACUGGAUAACUCUCAUUCUCUCCUUGCUUCCUCAUAGAGGACUCUGUUAAAGCCACCAGUGGAAGUGGCUCAUUGGCGACGUUUUGACAUUGUGACAGUGUGGUCCACCGUUCAUUUGAGACCUUCCCUGGGGAGUGAUUGAACACUUACAGAACAUUAACCCAAUGUCCAUGUUUGACUUUGUGGAGCUGUUUGCCAGCACAGAAAGGAUACCCCUGACAGUACUCUGAUAUCACACUUCCUGCGCUGAAGAUUAAAACACUGCUUUCCCAUCAUCCCUUUUUCUCUUGAUCCCUCUUUUCCUCUGCCCCUCUAGUUUCACUCUCCUCUCUCUCUCUCUCUCUCUCUCUCUCUCUCUCUCUCUCUCUCUCUCUCUCUCUCAGGCCUUGGGCAUGGUGGUGUGUGUGUGUGAGAUCAAAGUGUGUAUGUGUGUGUGUGAGAGAGAUCAAAGUGUGUGUGUGUGUGUGUGUGUGUGUGAGGGCAGCGGGAGGUCUCUGCCACGGGCUGUGUGUGAGUAUAAGUGUCAAACGUGUUGACACCACUCCCCUGGGUCUCAUUACAACUCUCACUCUUAAGCCUCUUACCAGGGGAGAGGGAUCUCUUCUCUUCCUCUCUUCCCUUCUGUUUUUUCCCCCUCUCUCCUUCUUUCCCCCCUCCAUCCCUCGUUGCAUGUGUAAUAAGCUCAACCGUCUCAUCCCUGGCUCAUGUGCCGUGAUCCUGACAAGUUUAUUCCGAGGUCACCGGCUGAGAAGUCUGCAAGAUUUUGAUUCCUGGUACGGAAUACUGGAAAUACGUAAUAGCCAACGGAGCGGAUUGGCAAAUGUGUUCACUCCCGACCCUGUACAGAAGCAGCGGUGUCUGGAAUGUUCUCGCUGCUCCAUGGUGCCCUUUCUGGGAGAGAUGUAUCAUGGGAAUGAACUUUGAACUCUUAGUGGACCAAUGGAUGACGAUGAGGUGUAGGCCUAAUGUACCGUAACUGGUCAAGAAGUCGGAACUGUACAUCUACGUCACGUCAUUGUAAAAACAUGUUAGCAAUCAAGGAUUACUUCAAAUGUUGUUAAAUAUGUGUGUGUGUUGUUAAAAAAGAGCCAGUGCAGAAACAAUGUUUACAUUUUAUUCUAAGUUCAGUUCUUUCUUGUAUAGGCUAAUAAAUGCUUAUUACUGUAUAAUAAUAUCUGCACUAUGUUACACUCUAAAAAUGCUGGGUUGUUUGGUUGACUCAACUCACGAGUUCUUUUCUUUAAAAACUUCAGGGUUAUUGACGCUGGGUGCUGGGUUAUUGCUGCCGGGUUAUUGAGUUAUGACCCAGCGGGUCAGAUCAGAAGACAGGAGGCGUAGUUUAGUAGGGGCGUGGCUUUCAGAUACUGUAGUUCUGUUCAGCCAGCCAUGAGAGUAAAUUACAUCCCUGUUUAUCUGUCCUGUUGCAUAGUUAUCACAUAUUAAGGUCGAACAUUUAAAAUUUUGUAGCUUCAAUGACGCUUACAGAAGUGUAUAAGUUCCCUAAAACCUAUGUAAAUCCCAUUGUUGGGAUACAAUAAGGUGGUAUACCUUAUAAUAUAUAAUCUUAAUAUUACAGACGAAUGUGUGAAAAACAUGUUAUUGACAUUUUAAUUUGCAGUAUGUAAAUUUAUGAUGAUGAACAGGAAUGACAUUUACUCUCACGGGUGGCCAAUAAGAUCUAGCUGAAAGCCACGCCCCUAAUAAACCACGCCUCCUGAAAAUAGCCUAAGGAUUACGUUAAAUAAGACCCAGCUUCUAGGUCAACCCAGCAUGAGAGUCAAAAAUACCCAGCUGAUGGUUACAUUAACCCAUGUUUGGGUAAUCCCAACAACCCAACAUGUUGGGUCAUUCAUGCAACCCAACUGGCUUGGACAAAAUAACCCAACAUGUGUUCUGUCCACUAUUUAACCAACGCUAAAUUGGGUUGUUUUUAGCCGCUAAUUUUUUUGAGUGCACGGGGUUACCCACACCCCGUGUAGCUAUUAUUAACUCUUUCAUGUUGUCAAGCAGUUGUCUGCGUAAAAAAGGGUAACAGUUUUCUUUCGAAAGAACUUGUGAAUGAGCGUCCUUCCUCUGCUCGUCUGGAAGCCUUUGGUUGGCUAGCUGAGCUCAAAGUGUGGUUAGCAUAACAUGACAACAUCCCUGUUUGAUCUCUCUCUGCUCUCAGACAUUAUAUAUGAACAUCCCCUCUGGCUAUGUUUUAUUCCCAGGGUCACUGGGCUUUCACUGCUGUUCUGCACAUUGUGCUAGCUGGGCUACGUCUUAAUGGGGCAGAUUAGUGGGCUGUUGUAGGAAUAGGAUAGAGUGUUUACAGAUAAGUGGGGGGGGGGGUCAGUGUCUGUAUCAUCGUACUUUCUUUUAAGGAUUUCUGCGGGGGAAAAUGUCUGGGUUUUUUUUCGCCAUUUCUUACUAUUCUCUUUCAACCAUAACUUUGAAAUGACUCACUUUUUAUGCACUGUGCCUCAAUAGCUGUAUUCUGUAUUUCCUGUUUUCUUUGAAAACUCUGAAGUUUUGCCGUUGUAUUUCUCGUUCGUUCCUUGGGGCAUGCUGUUCUGAAUCUAAUAACUUUUGAUGACAAUCUGCUUGUAUUGUAUAUCAUUGUUACCAUUGUUUGGGAUAUACUAACUAUUGUUUUUUUUAUUGCUUUAAUGAUGUACAAUAUUUUUUCAUGUGAAAAGAGAAAAAAAUCCAACCAUUUUAGAAUGGUAUUGUAUAAUGUGUUGCCCCUGGAGACAACUCUGUAAAUGUAAAAUACCUUUCUUAAAACUACCUGCUUCUGGUUUUCUGAGAGAUUAUCUACACAAAUUUAAUUAAACCUUAUCUGUGACCAAUG